AUGGGCAUCUCGGUGACGCCGCUGCUGGGCGUGUCCUCCGACGGGCCCCUGUGCUACCUCCUGCAAAUCGACGACGCGAACAUCUUGCUCGAUCUAGGAUGGACGGACUCGUGCGAUCCAGAGGUCCUCGCGCCCCUCGCAGACGUGUGCGCGAAGGCCGACGCGCUCCUCCUGUCGCACCCGAGCGUCGCCCACAUGGGCGGCGUGUCGUACGCCUUCGCCUCCCUCGGCCUCAAGUGCCCGAUCUUCUCCACGCUCGCCACCCACCGUCUCGGGAAGCUGUGCGCCAUCGAACACUGCCUGGCGGUGUCGCACGCGGCGGAGGAGCCGCCGUUCACGCUCGCGGACGUCGAGGCCGCGUUCAAGUGGCUGCGCCCGCUCGGGUACCAAGAGCCGGCCAGCCUGCGCGGCCGCAGUCGAGGAAUCUCGAUUGCCGCGUAUCCCUCGGGACACAUGGUCGGCGGCGCGGUGUGGCGCAUCAGCAAGGGCGGAGAGGACGUCGUGUACGCGCCGGACGUCAACCACCGCCGCGAGCGCGCCCUCAGCGGCGGCAACCUCGCCGCCGUGUCCUCCCGCCCCGCCGUGCUCAUUCUCGGCGCCGCCGCGCCGCUCGACAAGCCGCUGAGCGUCCCGGAACGCGACCAGGCGCUCAUCGAGACCGUCAUGCGCACGCUCCGCGCCGGCGGGAACGUCCUGCUGCCCGUCGACGCCGUCGGGCGACUCCUGGAGCUGGUCCUGGUCCUAGAGGCGCACUGGGCGCGCAUGCAGCUCUACAUGUACCAGCUCGUGUUGGUGUCGGCGACGUCGCGGAAGGUGUUUGAGUACGCCCAGAGUCAGGUGACCUACAUGUCGGACGAGCUGGUGGCGUCGGUGAUCGGCGGCGGGCGCGACGGCGGGCAGGUGUCGUUCAACACGCGGCACUUCAAGCGGUGCGCCAGCGUGGCCGACCUGCGGGAGAAGUUCGACCGCCGGCGCCCGAUGGCCGUUGUGGCCACCACGGAGAGCCUCGACGUCGGGCCGGGGCGCAGGCUCCUCGCGGACUGGGCGCGGGACCCCAAGAACGCCAUCGUCUUUACGAAACGUGCGGCGCCCGGGACGCUGGCGCACCGGCUGCAGGGUCUGCAAGGGGCGAGCCGCGCGGGGGAGUCGCGCUUGACGGAGGACCUGCCGCUGGCGCAGCGGGUCGCGGUCGCGGGCGCGGAGGUGGGCGAGGGCGACGAGCUGGGCGCGGGCGAGGGCGCGGGCGGCGGCGCGAUUGGCGGCAGCCGAGCGCAGGAGAUCCGGCAGGCGGUGCGGGCGCCCGAGGGGGAGGAGGCGCGCGCGGACGUGGCGGAGGUGGUGGCGCAGGCGAAGGCGCACGGCGAGGUGCGGGACGACGAGGGCGGGGCGGGGGAGUUGGGGGUGCGCGAGGGGUACCUGACUCAGUUCAAGUGCCUGGUCGACGGGUUCACGGUGCCGGAGCACGCGGUCGGGCCGAUGUUUCCGGACGAGUUCACGGAGGACCAGCGGCCGAACUGGGACUUCUACGGCGAGGAGAUCCGGGAGGGGGAGUUUGCGAUGAUCAAGCCCGAGACGCGCGUGGAGCGCCCGGAGGGCGCGGGUGCGGCCGGGAGCGGGUCGCUGCUGGACACGCUCGACGCGGUGUCUAUGUUCGGACACAUGGGCGUGCGCCAGGGCACGCAGAUCGCGCGGGAGACGGCGCGGCUGCAGCUGGCGGCGUCGGUGGCGUACGUGCCGUACGACGGGCGCGCCGACGGGCGGUCCCUGCAGGCGAUGGCGGCCCAGCUCGGCGCGCGCGGCGUCGUGCUCGUGCACGGCGAGGACGACGUGUGCGACGCGCUAUCGACCGCGCUGCUCGCCACGCCCACGCAAAAGCCCCACGUGCAGCGCCCCCAGCGCGGCCAAGCCGUGGACGUGUCUCCGCAGACGGCGUCGUUCGUCCUGCGGCUCGGGUCCUCGCUGCUCUCGAACGCGCGCCUCAGAACCGUCGGCGAGUACAUGCUCGGUUUCGUCGAAGGCCAGGUCUCCGUCGAGGGUCUCCCGGACCAAGACGCCGAGAUGGACGAGCCCGAGGGCCCCGUGCGCGCGCCCACGGCGUUCAGCUACGAGGAGCCGACCCCGCCGGACCCCGACGCGAAGCUCCCCGUGCUGAAGGCCGCCGCGGUGACGCGCGCCGGCGCGGGCAACAUCUUCAUUGGCAGCGCGAAGCUGUCGGAGCUCAAGCAGGCGCUGGCCGCCGCGGGGCUCGAGUCGUACGUGACGAAGGAGACGCUCGUGCUGCCGGCGGGGCGCAUCGUCGUGCGGCGCAACCCGGCGACGGGCGAGAUGCAGAUCGAGGGCCCGCUCAGCCGGGCGUUUUACGCGGUGCGCGAGGUGGUGUACGGGCAGUUCAGCAUCUGCUGA
Pedinophyceae sp. YPF-701 is the source of this 2403-nucleotide messenger RNA. NCBI's taxonomy places the organism in Eukaryota, Viridiplantae, Chlorophyta, Pedinophyceae. The record is from the annotation of a GenBank genome assembly.